UCUCCGCUUGUUUCUGUUGUGUCAUUAUGUCUGGUCGUGGAAAACAGGGUGGCAAAGCACGCGCUAAGGCGAAAACCCGCUCCUCACGGGCCGGGCUCCAAUUCCCCGUGGGCCGAGUGCACCGGCUGCUUCGGAAAGGCAACUACGCCGAGCGAGUCGGGGCCGGGGCCCCGGUGUACCUGGCGGCGGUGCUGGAGUACCUGACGGCCGAGAUCCUGGAGCUGGCGGGCAACGCGGCCCGGGACAACAAGAAGACCCGCAUCAUCCCGCGCCACCUGCAGCUGGCUAUCCGAAACGACGAGGAGCUCAACAAGCUGCUGGGCAAAGUCACCAUCGCUCAGGGCGGCGUCUUGCCCAACAUCCAGGCGGUGUUGCUGCCCAAGAAGACCGAGAGCCACCAUAAGGCCAAGGGCAAGUGAACCUGCUUAGAUCUCGGUGUGUCGCUACAAUCUUUUACCCAAAGGCUCUUUUAAGAGCCAUCCACAUUUUCACAUUUAAAAGAGCUCGUAAACAGUAUUCUGGUCUUCGCGUUAUAAUACUUAGAUUAAAGCUAUCGGAUAGAUACUACGGCAUGUUUACCCGAAGUUAUCUUUUCUUCCUGACGGGACUGCUCCAAAUGUGAUUCAGGGAAAUAAAUUUAUACGGGAAAGUGGGUAGUUUGAAGAGCAAGGGUAACGUUCACAAAAGAUGGAGUGGCUGUUUCCCCAGAGAAAAAGGAAACAUUUGUAUGGCGCCAAAAAAUGCGGGUAGUGGUCUGGAAUGUCGGGCUACGUGUUUUGAAACAGCAAGACGAAAGGACCGCUGGGAUCAGCGCGGGCUUUUCAAAUCAAUUACUGUUCACUGGUGCCGAAUGGAAACCUGGCGAUAGGGUGAAGUAGAAAAUGAUAGCUUUUUUUUUUUUGAAUUGAAUUUUUUAUUAGAAAAAAUG
This is a messenger RNA of Dama dama (fallow deer), 928 nucleotides long. Its product is annotated as histone H2A type 1. The transcript has a single exon. NCBI's taxonomy places the organism in Eukaryota, Metazoa, Chordata, Mammalia, Artiodactyla, Cervidae. The record is from RefSeq and is a predicted model, not a curated record. The coding region runs from base 27 to 419 and encodes 130 amino acids. Gene Ontology annotation, cellular component: nucleosome. Gene Ontology annotation, molecular function: structural constituent of chromatin; DNA binding; protein heterodimerization activity.